Triticum turgidum subsp. durum (durum wheat) is the source of this 381-nucleotide messenger RNA. Lineage: Eukaryota; Viridiplantae; Streptophyta; Magnoliopsida; Poales; Poaceae. The record is from the annotation of a GenBank genome assembly.
AUGGGAGAAGAGGUCGCCUCCACCGCUGCGGCGCCGUCCUCGCUGAUGGCCGCGGCGGCCGUCAAGGGGGACGAGGAGCGGUACGCCAUGGUGGCGUCGCGGUUCUUCCGAGUGAAGCCCGGCGCCGGCGGCGCCGCUGCCCUCCGCCCCCACUUCCUCGACUCCUGCUUCCUCUGCAAGAGGAGCAUCUCCCGCGACGGCGACAUCUUCAUGUACAGGGGUGACGCGGCGUUCUGCGGCGAGGAGUGCAGGCAGGACCAGAUGGCCAUGGACGAGGCGCUCAACGCGGCGGCGCGCCGGCACCGCAAGCAGGCCCCGCCAGCUAGCAACCUAUGCUCGUCGGCGCGGCGCGUGCACCAUGGAUCGAUCUUCCUUAGCUAG